AUGGCGUCGCCACCACCACCGCCGCUGACCUCCACCAAUACCAAAUCCGAGCCCCUUAAGACCAAUAACAAUCAUCAAGAUCACAAUCACGGCCACAAACAUGUGACCAUGGCCGAAUCGUUGUCUCGGGGACCGUCGAUGAGAGAGGCAACGCAAUUGGUAUGCGGUGGAGACCAAAGAGAAGUGAAAAUAAACGAUAUUGUAGGGAAUGGGAUAUCGGGGAUUUUGAAUAAGUGGGUGAAUUACGGCAAGGGUUGGAGGCCCAGGUGGUUUGUUUUGCAAGAUGGUGUACUUUCCUAUUAUAAGAUCCAUGGGCCUGAUAAGAUUGUGGUGAACCAAGAGACCGAGAAGGGGAGCAGAGUUAUUGGCGAGGAGUCCUUGAGAAGGAUUUCCAGGUGUAAGAAUCGGAGCUCCCAGGUCCGUCGCAAUCCUGUUGGCGAAGUUCAUCUCAAGGUUUCAUCAAUCCGUGAGAGCAGAUCGGAUGACAAAAGAUUUUCAAUUUUUACUGGAACAAAGAGGCUACAUUUAAGGGCCGACACGCGGGAAGAUAGAAUGGCAUGGAUGGACGCAUUGCAGGCUGUUAAGGACAUGUUCCCUAGAAUGUCCAACAGUGAAUUAAUGGCUCCUUUGGAAAAUGUUUUUGUGUCAACAGAAAAAUUAAGGCAGCGGUUGUUGGAAGAGGGUACGAGUGAGGCAGCCAUCCUGGACUGUGAGCAGAUCAUGAGGAACGAGUUUGCAGCACUGCAGAAUCAACUUGUAUUGCUUAAGCAGAAGCAUUGGCUUCUCAUUGACACUCUGCGGCAGUUAGAGUGGACACAUGGCAUUCCAAGGAGCAAGGGGCAACCUGAUGUGGCAAAAUCACAUCUUUCCUUGAACAAUGAAGGUGGCGUAGUGAGACAAAGUCCACCCUUCAUCGUGAGACUCAUAGUGGAGCAUGACAUGGCAAGCACACAUCCAUGGAGUACAAGAUCCUUGUCUACAAGACAAGAGCAACAUCACGAGAUUCAGGGGGUAGCUGAUAUGGCAAGCUCAUACCCUUCCUUGAUCUUUGUCCAAAGGGGCAAGAGCACCAUUGGCCGCAUUGAAGUUAACUUAGUGACAAAUAAUCAAUCCUCCCUUGCGGAAUCUGUCGUGGAGGUAAAGGCAUAUAGGCAGGAUCCUGUGACUACCGAAGAUUUGAAGGAUGCAAAGGGUAUCCACAAUCCUAGUAUCUAUGGGUUGAGCAUCAAUGGUUCAAGCACUAACCGUGGUGAUAAGGUUUUGGUGGUGUCUUGGGUGCCACAUUCAUGGCAGUGCAUUUGGUCUCAUGGGGUUAGCCUGUGGUGUGGGCAAUGCAGUGCCAGCAAUGGUAGUGUUAGUUGUGUGGGCAGUAGCGAAAACGGGUUUACUGAGCUUGGUUUCAAUGCACGUGCUCUCCACGUGGUUAUCACACUGGUGACUAUAGUGGUUGUUGCAGGACAGUCGUAUGUAAUAAUGGCAGCAUUGGCAGCUUUGCAGAUGGGCAAAAAGGUUGAUCUGGAGAAUACUGUGGUUGAUGAGAGCCAGAGACAAUUGAAAGAUGUAGGGGCAACUUCUAGAUUAAGGCAAGACAAAUAUAGUGAAGCAAGUGCGAGUGCAAGUGAAUCUGAUGAUGACAAUGAAAGAGCCGAUGCUGCGGAGGAAGAAACAGAUGAUGAAGACAAUGCUUUCUUUGAUACCCGUGAUUUUCUCUCAUCAAGUUCUUUCAAAAGCAAUGGGUCUGAUUUUCGGACAUCGUCUUUUUCAUCAGAUGAUGAUGGACUGUAUGCAUUUGAAUCUGAAGAUGGAAGUGACCCUUCCAUUAGAUCUGCUGGAACUAACUUCCCUUAUGUCAAACGUCGCAAGAAAUUGCCUGAUCCUGCUGAAAAAGAGAAGGGAGUAAGUCUGUGGUCGAUGAUUAAGGAUAAUAUUGGGAAGGACCUCACGAAAGUUUGCCUUCCUGUGUACUUCAAUGAACCUGUCUCUUCUUUGCAAAAAUGUUUUGAAGAUUUGGAGUAUUCUUAUCUGCUUGACCGGGCAUAUGAAUGGGGGAAAACGGGUAACAGCCUUAUGAGGAUUCUAAAUGUAGCCGCAUUUGCAGUAUCUGGUUAUGCUUCUACUGAUGGAAGAAGUUGCAAACCAUUUAAUCCAUUACUGGGGGAGACUUAUGAGGCUGACUAUCCUGAUAAAGGUCUCCGUUUUUUCUCUGAGAAGGUCAGUCAUCACCCAAUGAUUGUAGCAUGCCACUGUGAGGGCACAGGCUGGAAAUUUUGGGGAGAUAGCAAUCUGAAAAGCAAAUUUUGGGGUCGUGCUAUUCAAAUUGAUCCUGUUGGUGUUUUGACUUUGGAAUUUGAUGAUGGGGAAAUUUUCCAAUGGAGUAAGGUCACAACAUCGAUAUACAAUCUUAUUUUGGGAAAGCUAUACUGCGAUCACUAUGGUACAAUGCGUAUACAGGGUAAUGGCAACUAUUCAUGUAAGCUGAAAUUCAAAGAACAAUCUAUCAUAGAGAGAAAUCCUCACCAGGUGCAAGGCAUUGUCCAAGACCGGAAUGGGAAGACAGUGGCAACUGUUUUUGGGAAAUGGGAUGAGAGCAUCCAUUACAUGAAUGGAGACUGCUCUGGAAAAGGAAGAGGGUUUGAAUAUUUAUCUGAAGCACAUUUGCUCUGGAAGCGGAGUAGGCCUCCCAAGUUCCCCACUAGAUAUAACUUCACCCGCUUUGCUAUCACAUUGAAUGAACUCACACCUGGACUAAAGGAAAAGCUGCCACCAACUGAUUCAAGGCUGAGACCAGAUCAAAGGUGCCUGGAAAAUGGAGAGUUUGAAAUGGCAAAUUCAGAGAAGCUGCGGCUAGAGCAGCGGCAGCGGCAGGCGCGUAAAAUGCAAGAGAGUGGCUGGAAACCAUGCUGGUUUGAAAAGGACAAAGGUAGUGAUACCUACCGAUAUGUUGGUGGUUAUUGGGAGGCAAGAGAAAAGGGAAACUGGGAUUCCUGUCGUGAUAUUUUUGGUCAUAUUCCUUCUGAUCAGCUGUCAGACUAAGUAAAGCUCGAGUAUGAUUCCUUUUUUCUUUUCAUUCAUAUCUAAGUCGAAAGUUGAAUAGGCGGUCGAUGAUUGACAAUAUGAGCCUUAGUCUUCCCUUUAACAUGCAAGGAAUCCGGAUGAAGAUAUUGGCAGGUAAUAAAGGUUUCCUUUUUAUCUUGGUUCUCUCUCAUGUUUUCUUGGUGAUCUGUUUGAGUUUUGUCGAUUGAAAAACAUUGCCUAUCCUUGAUUGAACCACUCUGCCUGCCUUCGGUGUAAUCAUGACGCUGCAAAUUCAUGUAGUUCCAUUUUAGGGUCUAUUACACAACCAUACCUAUAGUUUGAGAAACAUUUUGAUUUGGUCCCUAAAUUUUCUCUAUUUAAUCACUUAAGUUUUUAGAAAUAUAGUUCAAUUGCUGACAGCCGUUGUACACAUACGCACACUCUCUCUCAGUGG
This is a messenger RNA of Ilex paraguariensis (yerba mate), 3469 nucleotides long. NCBI's taxonomy places the organism in Eukaryota, Viridiplantae, Streptophyta, Magnoliopsida, Aquifoliales, Aquifoliaceae. The record is from the annotation of a GenBank genome assembly.